GAGUUCCGCGGUACCAGUCAACACCAGAACGAUAAUGUUGGUCAGAAUGCGCGAUCUAUAAUAGUUAGUAGCAAUUUGGACAUCAGUGAGAGAAAAAGUGUUUUUGGCGAUUUCAAUCGCAUCGGCCUUCUAUCGAGUGGUUAUUUUUAUCAGAGGCAGUUUGUUAACUGCAGCCACGUACUUAUAAUGAUUAGUAACCCUAGUACCAGAUCGCGAUAGACGUCUAAGGAAGGCUGUCAUGUUUGACUUUCUAAUUCCGUUCAUGUGUCAACAUUUGCUGCUCAAGAGCCUGUUUGAAUUGAGAUGUGACAUGGAUCAACUAAGGAACAUAGAUCCAAACUACGGAGUGACCUGGAUGUUCUUGCCGGAUGAUAAGGGAACACCACAUAUUGUGGAUUUGACGAUGCCGAACGAUACUUCGGCUGAACGUGCAGGGGCCAACUGUAAUGACGAUGUCACAUUCUACAUGCACAGGCAAAACACCCGACGUAAUCCAAAAGCGUUCAAAUUCAUAAACGAUCCCGCAGCUCCACUGAUGCUUGAUUCAUCCUACGAUCCAACCCUAUCAACCAAGUUUGUGAUCCAUGGUUGGCGUAACUCCAUCAGUAGUCCCUUUAGUCAAGAAAUCAAAGAUGCGUAUCUAAUGCGACAAGAUAUGAAUGUUCUCGUGGUUGACUGGAGUCCUCUAGCGGAUGACACUUUCUACUUCAAAUCAGCAUUUGCCACACGAGACGUAGGUCGACACGUAGGUGCCCUGGUGGAUCGAAUGGUUGCGGAAAGGGGAACUGACCUUAACUCCGUACACAUCGUAGGUCACAGCUUAGGAGCCCAUACUUCAGGAUUUGCUGGAAGCUUCGUUCGGUCUGGCAAGGUUUCCCGGGUUACGGGACUAGAUCCAGCACUACCCGGUUUCCAAGAUCAGCAACCGGAUAAACUACUCGAUCCAAGCGAUGCACGCUUCGUUGACGUGAUUCACACUUGCGCUGGUUUGCUGGGUUAUGACAGAAACCUCGGUCAUGUAGACUUUUAUCCCAACGGCGGCCGAGCCAAUCAACCCGGAUGUGGAGGAAUGAAUGAUUUUACCGGUGCAUGUAGCCAUGGUCGAUCAUACGAAUACUUCACGGAGUCUAUUUUAAACAGAAACGCGUUCAUGGCGUUCUCCUGCGGCGAUAUGAAUGAUUACAAAAACAAAAACUGCCGAGCUGGAGCGAUUCCGAUGGGCGACGGAGUACCGAUAGAAGCACGAGGUACUCACUUUCUAGUUACCAAUCCACCACCGAAGUUUGGAAGGGGUAUGAAUAGUUUAUAGCUUUCAAUG
Topomyia yanbarensis is the source of this 1318-nucleotide messenger RNA. RefSeq names its product lipase member H-like. The coding region runs from base 239 to 1309 and encodes 356 amino acids. Gene Ontology annotation, biological process: lipid metabolic process. Gene Ontology annotation, molecular function: lipase activity. The record is from RefSeq and is a predicted model, not a curated record. The transcript has 4 exons. NCBI's taxonomy places the organism in Eukaryota, Metazoa, Arthropoda, Insecta, Diptera, Culicidae.